AUGUCUUUUUCUCCAGCUAUUUUCUUUCUCUCCCUCUCUCCCUCUCCCUCUUUACCUAUCUCUUCCUCUCCCUUCCCUCUCCCUCUCCCGUUCUCUCUCCCCCACUCUUUCCCUUUCUCUCCCUCUCUCUCCUGCUCUCUUUCUUUCUUUCUCUUUCUCUUUCUUUUAAUCAACUCUCUUCCUGCCGUUUUCCUCUGUUCCUUUCUUUUUUUUUUUUACUUUUUUCUUUUCUUUAUUUCUAAUCUUUAUUCCAUUUUAAUCGUUUUUCUUCCUUUUUCUCCCUUUUAUUUUCUUCCUUUCCUUUUUUUUUUAACUUUUGUUUCUUUUUCUUUCUUUAUUUCUAAUCUUUUAAUUUUUUUUUCUUUUAUUUUUUCCUUUUAUUUUCUUCCUUUUUUCUUUUUUUUUUACUUUCUUUCUUUUUUUUCUUUAUUCCUAAUCUUUAUCGUUUUACAUUUUUUCGUUUUUUUUUUUCCUUUUCUUUUUGUUUCCUUUUAUUUUUAUCGUUUUUCCUUUUUUCCUUUUCUUUCUUUUUUUUUUUACUUUCUUUUUUUCUUUCUUUGUUUCUCAUCUUUAUUCCAUUUUUUAUCGUUUUUCUUUCCUUUUCUCCCUUUUUAUUUUCUUCCUUCCUUUUCUUUCUUUUUUUACUUUCUUUCUUUUCUUUCUUUAUUUCUAAUCUUUAUUCCAUUUUUAUCGUUUUUCUUUCCUUUUUCUCCCUUUUAUUUUCUUCCCUUCCUUUUCUUUCUUUUUUUACUUUCUUUCUUUUCUUUCUUUAUUUCUAAUCUUUAUUCCAUUUUUAUCGUUUUUCUUUCCUUUUUCUCCCUUUUAUUUUCUUCCCUUCCUUUUCUUUCUUUUUUUUUUUUCUUUUCUUUUCUUUCUUUAUUUCUAAUCUUUUAUUCCAUUUUUAUCGUUUUUCUUUCCUUUUCUCCUUUUAUUUUUUCCCUUCCUUUUCUUUUUUUUUUUUACUUUCUUUCUUUUCUUUCUUUAUUUUCUAAUCUUUAUUCCAUUUUUUAUUUUUCUUUUCCUUUUUUCUUUUAUUUUCUUCCCUUCCUUUUUUUCUUUUUUUUUUUUUUUUUUCUUCCCUUUUUUUUUUUCUUUUAUUUUUUUUUCGUUUUUCUUUUUUUUUUCCUUUUAUUUGUUUCUCUUCUUUUAUUCCUUUUUUUUUUUUAUUUUUUUUUCUUUCUUUUUUCAUCUUUUAUUCCAUUUUUUAUCGUUUUUUCUUUCCUUUUUCUUUUUUAUUUUCUUUUUUCUUUUUCUUUUUUUUUUUUUUUUACUUUCUUUUCUUUCUUUUUUCUCUCCUAUCUUUCGUCCUUUGUUUUCUUCCUUUCUGUCUUUCUUUGUUUGUCUUCUUAUUUUUAUUCCAUUUUUCUUUUGCUCGUUUUCCUUUCGUCCUUUUUUCUUUUCCUUUCUUCUUUUUCUUUCGUUUUUCUUUUCUUUCUUUCUUUCUUUCUUUCUUAUUUUCAUUCUUUUCUUUUAUUUUCCUUCUUUCUUUUCUUUUUCGUUUUUCUGUCUUUCUUUUCCUUCUUUAUUUUAUGUUUUUCUUUCUUUCUUUUUCCGUCUGUCUGUCUGUCUGUCUGUCUUUCUAUCUAUCUAUCUAUCUAUCUAUCUAUCUAUCUAUCUAUCUAUCUAUCUCUAUCUCAAUCUGUUCUUAUUUAUCUAUCUAUUAUUUAUUGGGUUGGUGCAUAA
Acanthosepion pharaonis is the source of this 1683-nucleotide messenger RNA. The record is from the annotation of a GenBank genome assembly. NCBI's taxonomy places the organism in Eukaryota, Metazoa, Mollusca, Cephalopoda, Sepiida, Sepiidae.